Lachancea lanzarotensis is the source of this 1998-nucleotide messenger RNA. It is a transcript of the gene FMP40, whose product is annotated as LALA0S05e06634g1_1. Bases 1 to 1998 code for a protein of 665 amino acids. Lineage: Eukaryota; Fungi; Ascomycota; Saccharomycetes; Saccharomycetales; Saccharomycetaceae. The record is from RefSeq and is a predicted model, not a curated record. The transcript has a single exon.
AUGAGCGAGGCCAGAACGGUUUUGGUCGCUCUCAAAGAAUCCGGAGCAGCGGUAUUUGCCCAAUCACUCAAGCCUGAUAGCUUGAUACCCAGUGUUGCAAGGGCUAUCGAGGUGAACGAGUCUGAAGAUGAAAAUGAGCGCAAAAAACGCUUUCACACACCACGACUGGUCUCAAAAGGCGCACAUUUUGCAUACACAGUACCUGAACGUCGUCCUCAUUACAAGCCCAUUCUUACAUCACAAAAAGCACUUGACGAGCUUAAUUUAAAAAUGGACAAGGAGCUCAUGGAUUUGGUGAACGGCGCCAAAGCAUUCAUUGAUGAUCAAAAAGGUAUCUUUCCCUAUAGUAUGGCGUACGCAGGUUUCCAAUUCGGACAAUUUGCGGGUCAACUCGGUGAUGGUCGCGUAGUGAAUAUCUUUGACCUUCCUGACAAAAACGGGGUCACACAAACAUUGCAACUAAAAGGAGCGGGAUUGACACCUUUUUCUCGUUUUGCCGACGGUAAAGCAGUUAUCAGAUCUAGUAUUCGAGAAUUUAUUGUAUCAGAAGCUCUUCAUCACAUCGGAAUUCCCUCAACUAGAGCACUUCAGCUCACAAGUCUGCCUGAAACUCAAGCUGUGCGGUCUAUUAAUGAGCCCUGUGCUAUCUAUUGUAGGUUUGCUCCAUCUUGGAUUCGCCUUGGAAACUUUGAUUUGUGUCGCUAUCGGCAAGACCAUCAAAGUCUGGUUGAGUUAUCAGACUUUUGUAUCCGUGAAGUUUUCAAAAAUGGGCAAGACUUCCCUAAAAGUGUUAGUCCAGAGGCCUUCAAACAUGACUUUUUCCCAGACAAAGACGAGGAAGACUCAUCCACGAACAAAUCAGCGCUCCCAAAUAUCGAAGAUGCUACCAAAUAUGAGUUAUUCUUCCGGCAUGUUGUAAAUCUAAACGCCGAAUCAGUAGCUUACUGGCAAUCUUACGGGUUUCUGAACGGGGUUUUGAACACCGACAACACCUCGAUUCUGGGUCUGGCAAUGGACUUUGGGCCCUUCAGUUUUUUGGACAAAUUUCAACCCCAAUACACACCUAAUCAUGAUGAUGUUGAACGGCGCUACUCUUUCGCAAAUCAACCAACAGCAGUGUGGUGGAAUUUGACCAAAUUUGCGCAGGCAUUGACCACUUUGAUUGGUGCCGGACCAAAACAUAUUGACAAUAUCGUUGACAAAGGAAUCGAUGCUCUCACUGAUGAAGUUCAGGAGGACAUAGUCGGCAGAGCCAAUUCGGUGAUAUUGUCAGCAGGUAAUGAGUACAAGUUCAGAUUUACCGUCAAUUACGCGCGGAUCAUGUCUGAAAGAUUGGGAAUUGACUUGGGGAUACCUCGUCACAUUACAGAUGAGAAUUUGUCCAAGGUCGCUGAUAAAGCUAGUGAAUUUAAUAAGAUCAUCCUGGAACCCCUUCUACAAUUGUUGUACGUUUCGCAGGUUGAUUACAAUAAUUUUUUUGUCAAAUUGCAGGGUUAUCAGGGUUCUUUAAAGAUCAAAGAUGGUGAGGGGUUCGAAACUAUCGAUCCAGAGCUUCUGGGCAUUUUUUUCAAUGAAAGACAGGUCUCUAAAUUGAGGAAGCACGCAGCUGGCGCUCCGGAUGCCGACUCUGGUGAAACGAGAAUACUGGUUGAGUCAAUCGAGACGUUACAAACUUGGAUCCAUGAUUUCACAGCUUUGGCGUCGCCUGAUUCAAAUUCCAGAUACCUUGUCGCUAAAAAAGUUAAUCCACUUUUCACCCCAAGAGCAUUUAUUUUCGAGCAAGUGAUUGAAAGUCUUGCGGUCAAGCAGAAGGACAAGUUAGACGAUCCGGUUUCUUCCAUCGACGUUUCUUAUCUUCAGAAACUCUACAACAUGAGCGUGAAUCCUUACGACUCUGAAAAAUGGGAUGACACACUAAGGCCAGAAGUCGUUUCUAGCUGGACAACGCACGGUGACGACGACGCAAAAUUCAUGAAGCAGUUGUCAUGUUCAAGCUGA